Molecule: messenger RNA, 1382 nt
Organism: Styela clava
Lineage: Eukaryota; Metazoa; Chordata; Ascidiacea; Stolidobranchia; Styelidae
Product: developmentally-regulated GTP-binding protein 1-like
Molecular function (GO): GTPase activity; GTP binding
Source: RefSeq, a predicted model, not a curated record
CCACACAUGCUAGGUUCAAAGGCUAGGUUGGUGUGUUACUUCUCUUCCAUGCGAGCCGGGCUUCGUAAUCAGUAAUUUAUUUUUCCACCAAUACUGAAAACUUCAGAACUUCCGUUUUUACUUAAUUUUUGCAUCGCUUGCGUCAUCCGUAUAGAUAAUGUCUAUCCUACAAAAAAUUGCAGAUAUAGAGUCGGAGAUGGCAAGAACACAGAAGAACAAGGCAACUGCUGGGCAUCUUGGACUUCUCAAGGCCAAACUCGCAAAGCUUCGAAGAGAGUUGAUCACACCAAAAGGAGGAAGUGGAGGAGGAACAGGGGAAGGAUUUGAUGUUGCAAAAACUGGUGAUGCACGAAUUGGAUUUGUUGGUUUUCCAUCUGUUGGAAAAUCAACUUUAUUGAGUAAUCUGGCCGGAGUUUAUUCAGAAGUUGGAUCGUAUGAAUUUACAACUCUAACUACUGUCCCUGGAGUUGUAAGAUAUAAAGGAGCCAAGAUUCAACUGUUGGAUCUUCCUGGUAUUAUUGAAGGAGCCAAGGAUGGUAAAGGUCGAGGAAAACAAGUUAUUGCAGUGGCAAGAACAUGCAGUCUUAUAUUUAUUGUACUUGAUGUUUUAAAACCUCUUGGUGACAAAAGAUUGAUAGAACACGAACUUGAAGGAUUUGGCAUCAGGUUAAACAAGAGGCCGCCAAACAUGCAUUUCAGAAAGAAAGAUAAAGGAGGGGUCAACUUGCAAUGUUUAGUCCCUCAAAGUGAAUUGGAUGGCCCUCUGGUAAAAAGCAUAUUAUCAGAAUAUAAAAUUCAUAAUGCUGAUAUCAUUCUACGAGAAGAUGCUUCAUCUGAUGAUCUUAUUGAUAUGGUUGAAGGAAACAGGGUUUAUGUUCCCUGCAUUUACUUGCUAAACAAAAUUGAUCAGAUAUCAAUUGAGGAACUUGACAUUAUUUAUAAAGUUCCACAUUGUAUUCCAAUAUCUGCUCAUCAUAAAUGGAAUUUUGAUGAUUUAUUAGAAAUGAUGUGGAGUUAUCUUCAUCUGGUGAGAGUAUAUACCAAACCAAAAGGUCAACUACCAGAUUAUGAAACUCCUAUUGUUUUGUCAUCAAAUGCAUGCGCUAUCGAAGAUCUUUGUGUGAAAAUUCAUAAAACACUUGUAAAAGAAUUCAAAUAUGCCCUAGUUUGGGGUAGCUCCGUGAAACACAAUCCACAGAAGGUUGGAAAAGAACAUGUACUCAAUGAUGAAGACGUAGUACAAAUUCUUAAGAAAGUAUGACAAUGCUCUCUGCUGCCACAAGUUAUAAAGAUGCGCAAGAUUGUUCCAGCAAUAUAUUUGUACUGUAUAUAACAUUUUGACUUGUACAGUAGUGAAUUAAAUAUUAUCUCUUAUAAAAACA